Molecule: messenger RNA, 906 nt
Organism: Lolium perenne
Lineage: Eukaryota; Viridiplantae; Streptophyta; Magnoliopsida; Poales; Poaceae
Product: bidirectional sugar transporter SWEET2a-like
Biological process (GO): carbohydrate transport
Cellular component (GO): membrane
Molecular function (GO): sugar transmembrane transporter activity
Source: RefSeq, a predicted model, not a curated record
AUGGCGUCGUUCAUGGUGCCGGCGGCCGGCGGGACGGCCGCGGUGCUCGCCGGCGUCCUUGUCGCAGGCAGCGGCAGCGGCCUCUCCUCCGCCCUCGCCCUCACCAUCGCCAGCUGCAUCGGCAACUCUGUCUCCUGCGUCCUGAUCUGCAUCCCGCUGAAGACCUUCGUCGAGCCAAUCAUGAGGGGGAACACCGUCGGCAACCGGACGCCCUACGGCCACGUCCUCAUGCUUGCGACCGCCGCGGCGUGGGGGCUGUACGCCUCCAUCACCUACAAGGAAUCCCGUAUCUCCACCAUCAUCAACGCUAUAUGCUUCGUGUUCCAGCUCAUCUACGUGCUGGUGUUCAUCCGCUACGCGCAAGGGAUGGCUCGUUGGACCGCAGUCGCCUUGCUGCUGACCGCACUCAUCGGGUCCGGCGUCCUGGCGUGGGUGGUGAUCGUGAAGGUCAUUGACAGGCAUGAGUUGGAUAGGAGCACCAUCGCCACCAUCGCCUCGGCCGUCUCCUGCGUCACCUACGCAGCCGUCGGCUAUGACAUUGCGGUGGUUGCAUGUAGCAAGGACGUGUCCAACAUGGACCCACUGGUGGAGGUCCUGCUCAACAUCCUCAUCGCCGGCGCAUCGGUGUACUACGCAUUCCUGUCUUCUCCGGUCGACAAGUACAUCGGGGUGCCCAAUGCCAUCGGCGUCGUGAUCCUGCUUGUGCAGCUCGUCGUGUUCGUCAUGCACUGCAAGGCCAAGCCAGAGGACGAGGAGGAGGCGCCCCAGACCGUGCAGGCGCCCCAGACCGUGGAGGAAGCGAUCAACAACGCCAGCAACAGCACUCCUGACUACGGCAGUGAUCUGGGAGCCAUGUUCGCCAGCCCCGAUGCUCUUCCCGAGCCUGAGAUUGCACCACCAGUCUAG